Molecule: messenger RNA, 1462 nt
Organism: Pocillopora damicornis (cauliflower coral)
Lineage: Eukaryota; Metazoa; Cnidaria; Anthozoa; Scleractinia; Pocilloporidae
Product: substance-K receptor
Biological process (GO): G protein-coupled receptor signaling pathway
Cellular component (GO): plasma membrane
Molecular function (GO): G protein-coupled receptor activity
Source: RefSeq, a predicted model, not a curated record
ACUUGACAAGCAUCCUCCAAACAGAAAAGGGCGAGGGUUUGUCGGAGAAGCUUGUCAUCUUCACUGAAUCCCUGGUGAAAACUGAAGCCGUGCGGUGUUUUUCAAGCAGACGAUACUUUAUGUCAUCAUGAACAAUUCCACAUCAGAAGGCAAAACAUCUGGAAUUAACCUGGAAGUAAGUGUCACCGUGCAAGUUGUUUUGACUCUGCUAGCGGCGGUCAUCGCAACAUUUGACCUGGUUGGCAACGUCAUCGUCAUUUAUGUGACCUGCUCAAGAACGCCCAUGCGUACAACAACAGAUCUGCUGAUUGCCAAUCUGGCAGCCGCUGACCUCAUGAUGAUACCCGUCAUCGUCUACUUAGUGAAAUUUUUUUAUUACCAGUUUGACUGGUUCGGCGGUGUAAUGGGACAGGUUACGUGUCGGUUAGCGAUCUCUCUCCAGGCUUUAUCGGUUGUGAGCUCCGUUUACAGUAUACUGGCUAUUAGUGUAGACCGCUGUUGUGCUAUAUUCUUUCCUUUAAAAAAGGUCUUCAAUAAAACAUGUAUUAAAAGGUUAAUUCUGGUCAUCUGGGCAAUCGCCGUGGCAUUUGCUAUUCCGCAAUUUAUGAUUGCAACAGUCAAAACCAAGGGGAAAAAGCACAGAUGCUAUCCUAGUUGGAAAAACAGUGGAAUGUCUGCGAGCCAUUAUACUCUUGUAUUUGUGGCAUUUAGUUAUAUAGUGCCCUUAGCAACCAUAGCAACUCUAUACCUCGUCACCACCGCGAGGCUCUGGAAGAGUGCAGCCCCAGGCCACCACUCGGAGUUAGCAAUUAAAAGAAUCAGAGCCACGCGCCGCAAACCCACUAAGAUGUUGAUUGGCAUAGUCACUGUGUUUGCACUUUGUUGGUUUCCUUUACAAGCAGCGGAGGUAUUAAAACGAUUUGCCUAUGAGGUUUACUGGAGCCAUAUUCCCUUUGAAGUAAACGUUGUCUUGCCGUGGUUUGGGAUCGCGAACAGCGCAAUAAACCCGUUCAUUUAUCCUCUGUUCUGCGAGAAAUAUUGCUAUGAAUUCAGGAGAAUCCUUUGCUUUUAUUCUUUAAGGAGAGGCAAAAAUCGCGCAAAAUCUGGCCUGACGGUGAUGACUGGGCUGCCAAAAUUUAAUGGCGACACCUGUAAGCCUGAUGCAAUCAUUGCUAAAUAUAAAAAAAACGGCUGUUCUCCUAGAAACAUUAGAACUACUUACAUAACUUCGAUUUAAAUUCAAGUGACAAUAUAGUAAAAACCUACGAAUGCCCUGAUCUGGAGACAUAUGGUCUUGGUGAAGAUGCACCAUUAGAAAACUUUCCCCUCUUUUUGUUCGUUUUUAUUCUUUUUCAUAUUUACAAUUGCCUUGUGUUUUUUGCUGUUAUUCCUUUUUUUUUUCUUAAGUCACUUGCGCCAGUGUUACUUUACUUUCCGAUACUUGUACCAAAUGUAGCCAGCU